Molecule: messenger RNA, 13448 nt
Organism: Elgaria multicarinata webbii
Lineage: Eukaryota; Metazoa; Chordata; Lepidosauria; Squamata; Anguidae
Gene: DNAH17
Product: dynein axonemal heavy chain 17
Exons: 80
Coding region: 1-13395 (4464 amino acids)
Biological process (GO): microtubule-based movement
Cellular component (GO): dynein complex
Molecular function (GO): minus-end-directed microtubule motor activity; dynein light intermediate chain binding; dynein intermediate chain binding
Source: RefSeq, a predicted model, not a curated record
AUGGCAUCACUGAGUGACAAGCGACUGGACUUCAUAGAGAAUUACUGCACUCUCUAUCUCCAUGUUAAACCUGACAAAUGGUCUAAGUUUGCAACCAGUGAGGAUGUCCAUGCCAUGCUCAAUGAGUUCUAUGAGAAGCAAGACCUGACAGCACUGGUGAUCACACUCAACCCCACUGGACAACUAGUCCCUUGCAUUGGUUUCCCAUCAACACUGAAGAAUAAAGGCAUUUAUUUUGUGAAGAAGAAGCAUGAAAACAUUACCAAAGACAACUUCCGGGAUGCGUUGCUUGUUGGAGAUCUCAGCCCUUCCCCUGUAGAGCAGAUGAUGGCUGUUGUGGAAGAGGUGGUCUACUCCUUAUUCCUGAAGAGUGAAAACCUGGCUGGAUGGCCUCGAGUGGUAGCUGAAGAUGUUAUACGGCAAGCCCACAGGCUAAAGAAUGAGAUGUUUGUGAUGGGCGGAAAGAUCAAAGGAAAAACACUGCUUCCUUUGCCAGAGAACAUGGCUACCCUGGACUGUACAGCAGAUGCGUUUGACACUUUGCCCAGAGCUGUGGACAGUACACUGUUACAUUCCAUCGAAACAAUAAUCAUUGACUGGUCUCAUCAGAUCCGAGAUAUCCUGAGCAAAGACUCCGCGCAACCUCUCCUGGAUGGUUUGAACCCAUUACCCAGAACGGAAUUUGAUUUCUGGUAUAGCAGGCGGCUCAACCUGCAGUGCAUAAAUGAGCAGCUGUAUGCCCCACAAGUGAAAAAGAUUGCUGAUAUUUUGGAGAGAGCAAAGAGCUGCUACUGGCCAGCACUGAAGAACGUUUUCAAGGAUGUAUCUGCAGGACUGAAAGAAGCCGAUGAUAUCAACUUGUACUUGCAGCCACUAAAAGUUCUCUUGGAGGAAGUGGAACAAGCUGAAUACCCCCAGCUCCCUCCAUUCAUCAACAGCGUCAUGUACACCAUAUGCUUGAUUUGGGCCAAUUCUGAAUAUUACAACAUUCCAUCCCGGAUCAUUGUCAUUCUGCAGGAGAUCUGUAACCUCUUCAUUGAGAUGACACGUAACUUUCUGAGUCCUGAGGAAGUGCUGAAAGGCUUACAAGGCGAAAUUGAGGAAGUCCUGGGAGGGAUCAAGCUGGGGAUCUCCAUGAUAGAGAAACUCUACAAGACCUAUGAUGUUUGCUGCAAAGAAAUGAUGCCUACUUUUUUUAAGGAAAAGGAACCACAGUACUGGGAGUUCCCUUCUACUCUUGUCUUUACUAGAAUGAAUUCCUUUUUUCACAGACUGAAGACAAUAGAGGAACUGUACAUGACUGCAAUUGAGUUUCUUAAACUGGAGAAAAUUGAGUUGGGAGGUGUGAGAGGCAAUAUCCUAGGGAGCCAGGUGGUUCAAAUUUACGAGGAGGUCCUGGAACACAUGAAGGUCUUUGCGGAAUGCAAAUAUGAUCCUUUGGAUCCAGCAGAUGAGCAAUUUGAUGAAGAUUUUGCAGACUUCCAGAUCAAAAUUCAGGAUUUGGAUAGACGACUGGCCACCAUUUUCUAUCAAGGAUUUGUUGACUGCUCGAGUUUCGAAUCUGCUGUCAAGCAAAUCCAUAUGUUUGCAUCGCUGUUGGAACGACCAUUGAUCAAGGCAGAUGUUGCUCCCCACUACACAACGCUCUUGGAUAUGUUCAACGUCGAACUGGACAAUGCCAAGAUUUUGUAUGAUGCCCAAAUAUCUGCCACGAAAACAGGAAAUGGUGUGCCUCCCAUUAGCAAAAACAUGCCACCUAUUGCUGGGCAGCUGAAGUGGGCUUUGGAACUCCAAGAAAGAUUACAGAUCCCAAGGAAAGACUUGCAUGCCAUUGAUCAUCCUGUUAUGGUCAGUUCUGAAGCUAAGCUGAUAUAUGCAAAGUAUGAGGAGAUUAUACGUCUGCUGAAAGGUUACCGUGAAAAAAUUUAUGAAGAAUGGAUUAACCGCGUUGAUAGAGACUGUCAGUUCAACCUAGAGCAGCCACUGAUCCAGAGAAAUCCAGUGACGACGCUUAUUAGUGUGAACUUCAACAAAGAGCUUGUUGCUGUCCUCCGUGAAGUCAAGUACCUGAACUUUCAGCAGCAGAAAGAAAUUCCAGACAGUGCCGGUGGCCUCUUCUCUCAGAAUGAAACUUUCCGGAAGUUUGUGGACAACUUAGAUCUCAUAGUUGGAUGGUACAACAAGAUCAAGCGGACAAUUUUGCCAGUAGAACUUCCACUGGUCCACCGAGAGCUGAAAGAAAUUGAUGUCGGCCUGCAGAAAGCUGAGACCAACCUGUUCUGGAGUAAUGAAGGUGUUAUGGACUAUAUUCAAGAGAUGAGAAACGUCUUAUAUGAUUUGGAGACUAGAAUUCAGAAAACAAAAUUGAACGUGGAGAAUAUCGACCAGCUAAUGCAGGAAUGGUCAGCGAGUCCUUUGUUUGAAAGGAAGGACAAUAAGGAGACAGCGCUCCUUGAUUUGGAUGGGAAACAAACAAAUAUAAACAAACGCUAUGCAGCAAUCAAAGAUGCUGGGCUGAAGAUUCAGGCUAUGGUUGAGGAAAAUGCAGAAUUGUUCAAGGCUGACAAGAUAACAGGAAUAUGGUCUAAUUAUGUAGAAUAUAUUGAUGACAUGAUUUUGGAUGGCUACUUUAAGUUUAUUCGCAAAUCACUGCAGUUUCUACUCAGCAACAUGUCAGCUGAUUCCAGUACAGCCCCUUUAUUUGAAGUACGCCUGGAGUUGUAUAAAGAUGAUUUAAGGUUCCGUCCUUCACUAGAAGUGGGUGCAGAUCAAGGUUUUCUAGAGGUGGUGGAAAACCUGAUGAAUGAUAUCUAUGAUACAGCUAAGCUUAUACCACGACUGGCGAAACGGAAGCUCAGCUAUAAGUCUGACCUAGAAGAUAUGGGAGAGUUGAUAGAGAUGCGAGAGGAGGUGUCCAACAUCGUGAUCAAUGGCAUGAAGCAAGGUGAAGAAUAUGAAGAUUCUUUCGAGAAAUACUCAUACCUUUGGAUGGAUGAUCCACAAGAAUUCAUGCAACGCUUUCUCAUCUUUGGCCAUGCCCUAACACCUGAAGAGCUGGAGUCUCAUGCCGAGGAAUACUUGCCUCAUGUCGCACCCACUCUAGAGCAAUUUCAGCUACAGAUUGACACAUAUGAGAAACUCUAUGAAGAAGUGUCCAAGUUUGAGAACACGAAAGUGUUCAAUGGUUGGUUGCAAAGUGACUGUCGUCCCUUCAAGCAAGCGCUUCUGAACACCAUCAAGCGCUGGAGCCUAAUGUUCAAGCAGCACCUCAUCAACCAUGUCACCACCAGCCUUCAGAGUCUUGCCACUUUUAUGAAAGAAGCCAAUGCCGGCUUAACUAAACCAGUAAAAGAAGGGGACUACGAUGGGCUCGUGGAAGUGAUGGGACACUUGAUGAGGGUCAAAGAGAGACAAAUCGCUACUGACAACAUGUUUGAGCCUCUAAAGCAAACUAUUGAAUUACUAAAAGUCUACGGAGAAGAAAUGCCUGAAGAAAUCCAUAUGCAGUUGCAUGAAUUGCCAGAGCAAUGGAACAACACCAAAAAGUUAUCAUUCCAAGUCAAACAGAACGUGGCUCCUCUGCAGGCAAAUGAAGUUACGAUCAUCCGAAGGAAAUGCCAACAGUUUGAGAUUAAACAACACGAGUUCAGAGAGAAAUUCCGAGUUAAUGCCCCCUUCACUUUUGUUGACCCAGAUCCAUACAAAUCCCUAAAUAAGCAACAAAAAAUGAUCACUGCUAUGGAAAAAGAGAUGGAAGCCCUCUCUAAAUCUGCAAGCUUGUUUGAGGUUUCUGUCCCAGAUUACAAACAGCUGAAGGCAUGCCACAAGGAAGUGCGAUUGCUCAAGGAACUCUGGGAUAUGAUUGUCUUGGUAAAUCAGAGCAUUAAUGACUGGAAGACCACAAAGUGGAAGGAGAUCAAUGUUGAGCAGAUGGAUCUUGAUUGCAAGAAAUUUGCUAAGGAUGUGAGAGGUUUGGACAAGGAAAUGAGAGCAUGGGAUGCUUUUGUGGGACUGGAUAACACAGUUAAAAAUAUGAUCACAUCCCUCCGAGCUGUAAGUGAUCUCCAGAAUCCAGCUAUUCGAGACAGACAUUGGAAAGAACUCAUGCAGGCCACCCAGGUGAAGUUUACCAUGUCUGAUGAAACGACGCUUGCAGACCUGCUUCAGCUGAAUCUCCACAAAUUUGAGGAUGAAGUUCGCAGUAUUGUAGACAAGGCUGUGAAAGAGUCGGGGAUGGAAAAGGUGUUGAAGGCUCUUGAUAGCACCUGGUCAACUAUGCAAUUUGAACAUGAGCCCCACCAUAGGACUGGUACCAUGUUGCUCAAGUCUGACGAAGCACUAGUAGAAACCCUUGAAGAAAAUCAAGUGCAGCUCCAGACUCUGAUGACUUCUAAGUACUUGGCGCACUUCCUUCAGGAAGUCUCCGGCUGGCAGCAGAAAUUAUCUACUGCUGACUCCGUGAUAUCCAUCUGGUUUGAAGUUCAGAGAACCUGGAGCCACCUAGAGAGCAUUUUCAUUGGUUCAGAAGACAUUCGGAACCAGCUUCCAGAGGACUCUAAGCGUUUUGAUUCCAUUGACAAGGAUUUUAAGAAAUUAAUGGCUGAUGCAGUAAAAACCCCUAACGUGGUUGAAGCAACAAAUAAACCAGGGCUUUAUGACAAGCUAGAAGCCUUGCAGCAAAGCUUGGCACUCUGUGAAAAGGCUUUGGCUGAAUAUCUGGAGACCAAGAGACUGGCUUUCCCCCGAUUUUACUUUGUAUCUUCUGCCGACCUGCUGGAUAUUUUGUCCAACGGCAAUGACCCUGUGGAGGUGUCCCGCCACUUGUCCAAGCUGUUCGAUAGCAUGGCCAAGCUGAAAUUCAAACUAGAUGCCAAAGAGCAGCCGCUGAAGAUUGGCUUGGGCAUGUACAGCAAAGAAGACGAGUAUGUCGAUUUUGACAAGGAUUGCGACUGUUCUGGGCAGGUGGAGGUUUGGCUAAACCGAGUGCUUGAGAGAAUGCAAAGCACCUUACGCAAAGAAAUUUCGGAAGCUGUAGUGACUUAUGAGGAAAAGCCAAGAGAGCAGUGGCUGUUUGAUUACCCAGCACAGAUUGCUUUGACGUGUACCCAGAUCUGGUGGACAACAGAGGUCGGCAUUGCCUUUUCACGGCUGGAGGAAGGCUAUGAAAAUGCGAUCAAAGAUUACAAUAAAAAACAGAUUAACCAGUUAAACACAUUAAUUACUCUGCUCAUUGGGAGCUUAACCCCAGGAGACAGAAUGAAGAUUAUGACGAUCUGUACCAUUGAUGUCCAUGCCAGAGACGUCAUUGCCAAAAUGAUUACAGCAAAGGUGGAAAGCUCCCAGGCCUUUACAUGGCAGUCCCAACUUAGGCACCGAUGGGAUGAUGAAAAGAGGCACUGCUAUGCCAAUAUCUGUGAUGCUCAGCUCCAGUAUUCCUAUGAGUACCUAGGCAACACCCCACGACUGGUGAUCACACCACUCACCGACAGAUGCUAUAUCACUCUGACACAGUCCCUCCACUUGAUCAUGGGAGGAGCGCCUGCAGGUCCAGCUGGCACAGGGAAAACCGAGACCACCAAAGACUUGGGCAGAGCAGUAGGGAUCAUGGUGUAUGUCUUCAAUUGCUCUGAGCAAAUGGACUAUAAGUCCUGUGGAAAUAUCUACAAAGGGUUGUCCCAGACGGGUGCGUGGGGAUGUUUUGAUGAAUUCAAUCGGAUUUCUGUGGAAGUCCUGUCUGUAAUUGCUGUGCAGGUGAAAUGUGUUCAAGAUGCAAUUCGAGCCAAGAAGAAGACGUUCAACUUCCUUGGAGAAAUCAUCUCUCUUAUACCAACUGUUGGAAUGUUUAUUACUAUGAAUCCUGGCUAUGCAGGUCGUACUGAGCUGCCUGAAAAUUUAAAAGCAUUAUUCAGGCCUUGUGCAAUGGUUGUUCCUGAUUUUGAGCUGAUUUGCGAAAUCAUGCUGGUUGCUGAAGGUUUCAUUGAAGCCAGGCUUCUAGCUAGGAAGUUUAUUACUCUCUAUACCCUGUGUAAGGAGCUGCUUUCAAAGCAGGAUCACUAUGACUGGGGUUUGAGAGCGAUCAAGUCUGUGCUAGUAGUGGCUGGCUCACUGAAGAGAGGAGAUCCUGGCCGGGCUGAAGACCAGGUGCUCAUGAGAGCUUUGCGAGACUUUAACAUCCCCAAGAUUGUGACAGAUGAUUUACCUGUGUUCAUGGGACUCAUUGGAGACCUUUUCCCAGCACUCGAUGUCCCAAGGAAGCGUGAUCUAAACUUUGAAAAGAUUAUCAAACAAUCCAUUAUUGAGCUCAAGCUACAGCCCGAGGAGAGUUUUGUGCUGAAGGUGGUACAGCUGGAGGAACUACUUCAAGUCCGACAUUCUGUGUUUGUGAUUGGAAAUGCAGGCUGUGGCAAGUCCCAGGUGCUGAAAUCUCUAAAUAAAACUUACCAGCUUAUGAAAAGAAAACCUGUUGCUGUUGAUCUUGACCCUAAAGCUGUAACCUGCGAUGAACUAUUUGGAAUAAUUAAUCCAGCUACCAGAGAAUGGAAAGAUGGCUUAUUUUCAACGAUCAUGCGAGAUCUGGCUAAUAUAGCUCAUCGUGGGCCAAAAUGGAUUGUUCUGGAUGGAGAUAUAGAUCCAAUGUGGAUUGAGUCUUUGAAUACUGUGAUGGAUGACAAUAAGGUCCUCACCUUAGCAAGCAAUGAGCGAAUCCCACUAAACCCAACUAUGAGGCUUGUGUUUGAGAUCAGCCACCUAAGAACAGCAACACCUGCCACAGUGUCCAGAGCAGGAAUCUUGUACAUUAACCCCGCUGACCUUGGCUGGAAUCCAGUGGUGAGCAGCUGGAUUGAGCGUCGGGAAGUGCAAUCUGAAAAAGCCAAUUUGAUGAUCCUGUUUGACAAGUACUUGCCUACCUGCUUGGACAAGCUGAAGUUUGGUUUCAAGAAAAUAACCCCUGUACCCGAAGUAACCGUGGUGCAAACUAUCCUAUAUCUACUGGAAUGUCUCUUGACUCCAACCAACACACCUCCAGAUUCUUCCAAAGAGCUAUAUGAACUCUAUUUUGUGUUUGCCUGCUUCUGGGCAUUUGGAGGAGCAAUGUUCCAAGAUCAGCUUGUGGACUAUCGUGUAGAGUUCAGCAAAUGGUGGGUGAAUGAAUUUAAAACCAUAAAGUUUCCUUCUCAGGGGACUAUUUUUGACUAUUAUAUUGACCCAGAGUCAAAGAAAUUCAUGCCUUGGACUGAUAAAGUGCCACAAUUUGAGCUGGAUCCAGAUGUCCCAUUGCAGGCCUCGAUGGUCCACACAACAGAAACCAUCCGAAUUCGCUACUUCAUGGAUCUGCUAAUGGCCAAGAAAUGGCCUGUGAUGCUAGUUGGGAAUGCAGGCACUGGGAAGUCCGUGCUGAUGGUGGAUAAGCUGGACACCCUAAACAUGGAUGAUUUCAUAGUGCAAGCUGUGCCCUUUAACUUCUACACAACUUCAGCAAUGUUGCAGUCUAUUCUUGAGAAGCCUCUGGAGAAGAAAUCAGGAAGGAAUUUUGGUCCCCCUGGUACCAAGAAGCUCAUUUACUUCAUAGAUGAUAUGAACAUGCCAGAAGUCGACAAAUACGGCACUGUGGCCCCUCAUACCUUGAUCCGGCAGCACAUGGACCAUGGACACUGGUAUGAUAGAACCAAGCUGACACUAAAGGAUAUUCACAAUUGCCAAUACGUUGCCUGUAUGAACCCAACUUCUGGAUCCUUCACUAUUGAUUCCAGGCUCCAGCGACACUUCUGUGUAUUUGCUGUGAGUUUCCCAGGACAAGAUGCCCUUAUGGCCAUCUAUAGCACUAUCCUAGGUCAGCACUUGGCCCUCCGAAAUGUCCCAAUGGUGGUCCAGAAGAUUCAUUCACAUCUUGUUUCUGCAGCUCUAGCCUUGCAUCAGAAAAUUACAGCAACUUUUCUUCCUACGGCCAUAAAAUUCCACUAUGUUUUCAAUCUCCGGGACCUCUCUAAUAUUUUCCAGGGACUGCUAUUCUCCACACAUGAGUGCCUCAAGGUGCCAUCAGACCUGGUCCGACUAUGGCUGCAUGAAGCUGAGCGGGUUUAUUGUGACAAAUUAGUGGAAGAUAAAGAUCAAGAGAGCUUUGGCCGGGUCAUGAUGGCGACUUGCAAGAAAUUUUUUGAGGAUCUGGGUGACAAUAUUGUCUUUGCGAAGCCCAACGUUUUUUGCCAUUUCGCUCAGGGGAUUGGAGAUCCAAAGUAUCUGCCUGUUUCCAACACUCAGUCCCUGAACAAACUACUUGUGGAAGCCCUGGACAGCUACAAUGAGGUCAAUGCAGUGAUGAGCUUGGUGCUGUUUGAGGACGCUGUCUCUCACGUCUGCAGGAUCAAUCGCAUCUUAGAGUCCCCCAGAGGGAAUGCCUUGUUGGUGGGUGUAGGAGGCAGUGGCAAGCAGAGCCUGUCCCGACUGGCAGCCUAUAUCAGCUCCUUGGAUGUGUUUCAGAUCACAUUGAAGAAAGGCUAUGGAAUUCCAGACCUCAAGGCUGACCUGGCUUCCCAGUACAUCAAAUCUGCUGUGAAGAACACCCCCACCGUGUUUCUCAUGACAGACUCACAGGUUGCUGAAGAGCAAUUCUUGGUACUGAUCAAUGACCUCCUGGCAUCUGGAGAGAUUCCAGGGCUAUUCCAGGAUGAUGAGGUGGAAAACAUUCUUAGCUCCAUGCGACCUCAGGUGAAAUCUCUUGGCAUGCAAGAUACUCGCGAAAACUGCUGGAAAUACUUCAUUGAGAAAGUCCGAAGGCAACUGAAGGUGAUCUUGUGCUUCUCUCCUGUGGGAUCUACCCUGCGCGUACGGGCAAGAAAGUUCCCUGCUGUAGUGAACUGCACAGCUAUUGACUGGUUUCAUGAAUGGCCUGAAGACGCAUUGGUGUCUGUCAGUGCAAGGUUCCUUGAGGAGACGGAAGGAAUAGAGCCUGAAGUUAAGACCUCCAUCAGUCUGUUUAUGUCAUUUGUCCACAAAACCGUCAAUGAAAUGUCCAAGACCUACCUGACCACCGAGAGACGCUAUAAUUAUACCACUCCAAAGACCUUCUUGGAACAGAUCAAACUAUACCAGAACCUUCUUGCUAAAAAAAGAAGAGAACUUAUUGCCAAAAUUGAGAGGCUGGAAAAUGGUUUAAUGAAACUCCAGAGUACAGCCUCACAGGUUGAUGAUCUGAAAGCCAAGCUUGCUGUUCAAGAACUGGAGCUCAAGCAUAAGAAUGAAGAUGCCGACAAACUGAUCCAAGUGGUGGGGGUUGAAACAGAGAAAGUGAGCAGGGAGAAAGCGAUUGCUGACGAAGAGGAGUUGAAAGUGCAGGUCAUCAAUACGAAUGUGACAGAAAAGCAAAGGGCCUGUGAAACGGAUUUGGCCAAAGCUGAACCAGCUCUGCUUGCUGCUCAAGAAGCACUGGACACUCUCAAUAAGAACAACCUGACAGAACUGAAAUCUUUUGGGUCCCCUCCAGAAGCUGUGGUUAACGUGACAGCAGCUGUAAUGAUCCUCACAGCUCCCGGUGGCAAGAUACCAAAGGACAGAAGCUGGAAAGCUGCAAAAGUCAUGAUGGGCAAAGUAGACAGUUUCCUGGAUUCGCUGAAGAAAUAUGACAAGGAGCACAUUCCAGAGGCCUGCUUGAAAGCAUUUAAACCAUUUCAAAACGAUCCAACAUUUGAUCCAGAUUUUAUACAGUCGAAGUCCACAGCUGCUGCUGGUCUGUGUUCUUGGUGCCUAAACAUUGUUCGUUUCUAUGAAGUCUACUGUGACGUUGCACCCAAGCGGCAAGCCUUGGAAGAGGCUAAUAAUGAACUGGCAGAGGCACAAGCAAAACUCCAACUGAUCAAAAACAAAAUUGCAGAUCUAAAUGCCAACUUAGCCAAUCUGACUGCUGAAUUUGAAAAGGCCACAGCUGAGAAAAUCAAGUGCCAACAAGAAGCUGAUGCAACUAACAGAGUAAUAUCAUUGGCUAACAGGCUAGUUGGUGGAUUAGCAUCAGAAAACGUGCGUUGGGCCGAGUCAGUGGAAAAUUUCCGCGAACAGGAAAAGACGUUGUGUGGGGAUGUGCUUCUAAUUACUGCAUUUGUUUCCUACGUUGGCUACUUUACCAAAAAAUACAGAACUGAACUGCUGGACAAGUUCUGGACUCCUUACCUACAUCAACUGAAGGUGCCAAUUCCCAUCACUCCUGGCCUGGACCCUUUGAGUCUCCUAACGGAUGACGCGGAUAUUGCCACAUGGAACAACCAGGGGCUCCCCAGUGACCGCAUGUCCACCGAAAAUGCAACUAUCCUGUGCAAUACAGAACGUUGGCCACUCAUUAUAGAUGCCCAGCUCCAAGGGAUCAAGUGGAUUAAAAACAAACAUGGAGACGAGCUGAAAGCCAUCCGGCUUGGACAGAAAAGCUACCUAGACAUCAUUGAACAAGCCAUUUCCAAUGGAGACACGCUCCUCAUUGAGAACAUUGGAGAGUCUGUGGAGCCUGUGCUGGAUCCGCUGCUAGGUCGAAACACCAUCAAGAAGGGAAAGUACAUUAAGAUAGGAGACAAGGAGGUGGAAUACCACCCCAACUUCCGCCUGAUUUUGCACACCAAGUACUUCAACCCCCACUACAAACCAGAGAUGCAGGCCCAAUGCACCUUGAUCAACUUUCUGGUCACCAGGGAUGGGCUGGAGGACCAGCUCUUAGCUGCUGUGGUGGCUAAGGAGAGACCUGACCUGGAGGAACUGAAGGCCACUCUCACAAAGCAACAGAAUGAAUUUAAGAUCAUCCUGAAGGAGCUGGAGGACUCCUUACUGGCUAGACUCUCUGCUGCAUCAGGAAACUUCCUAGGGGACACAGCCUUGGUGGAAAAUCUAGAGACAACUAAGCGCACGGCUAAUGAGAUAGAAGUAAAGGUGAAAGAGGCUAAAAUUACUGAAGUGCAAAUUAAUGAAGCUAGAGAGAACUACAGAGCAGCUGCAGAAAGGUCAUCCUUGUUGUAUUUUAUACUAAACGACCUCAACAAAAUCAAUCCCAUCUAUCAAUUCUCCCUAAAGGCAUUCAAUGUGGUGUUUGAGAAAGCCAUUCAACGUACACCUCCAGCAGAUGAUGUGAAACACAGGGUGAUCAACCUAACUGAUGAGAUCACAUAUUCAGUCUUCAUGUAUACAGCCCGGGGGCUUUUUGAGAGAGACAAGCUUAUUUUUCUAGCCCAGGUUGCCUUUCAGGUCUUGUUGGUGAAGAAGGAAGUGAAUCCGGUGGAACUGGACUUUCUCCUGCGUUUUCCCUUUAAAGCUGGACUGACAUCUCCAGUAGAUUUCUUAUUAGGUCAAGGAUGGGGUGGAAUUAAGGUACUCUCUGAGAUGGAUGAGUUCAAAAACUUGGACAGUGAUAUUGAAGGUUCUGCUAAGCGGUGGAAAAAGUUUGUAGAGUCUGAGACCCCCGAGAAGGAAGUAUUUCCCAAGGAGUGGAAGAACAAGACAGCCCUACAAAAGCUGUGCAUGAUGCGAUGCAUGAGGCCAGACCGCAUGAGUUAUGCAGUCAAGAACUUUGUGGAGGAGAAGAUGGGGAGUAAAUUUGUUGAAGGCCGAAGUGUUGAAUUCUCCAAGUCAUAUGAAGAAAGCAGUCAGUCUACCCCAAUAUUCUUCAUUCUCUCUCCUGGAGUUGAUCCACUGAAGGAUGUUGAAGCCCUCGGUCAGAAGCUUGGCUUCGCCAUAGAUAAUGGGAAAAUCCACAAUGUGUCCCUAGGACAAGGACAAGAGGUUGUGGCAGAACACGCUCUAGAUGUUGCUGCAGUAGAGGGACAUUGGGUCAUUCUUCAGAAUAUCCAUCUGGUCGCCAAGUGGCUGGGCACACUGGAUAAGAAGGUGGAACGGUACAGCAUCGGGAGCCACAAUGAUUACCGAGUAUUCAUGAGUGCUGAGCCUGCCCCCAGCCCAGAUUCUCACAUUAUUCCCCAGGGACUUCUGGAAAACGCCAUUAAAAUCACCAAUGAGCCUCCUACAGGCAUGCAUGCCAACUUGCACAAAGCCCUGGAUCUUUUUACACAGGAUACCCUGGAAAUGUGCACCAAAGAAAUUGAAUUCAAGUGUAUUCUCUUUGCCCUCUGCUACUUCCAUGCAGUGGUGGCAGAACGGCGGAAAUUUGGAGCUCAAGGGUGGAAUAGAUCAUACCCAUUUAACAAUGGAGAUCUCACCAUUUCCAUCAACGUGUUGUAUAAUUACCUGGAAGCUAAUGCGAAGGUUCCCUGGGAUGACUUGCGCUAUCUCUUUGGGGAGAUCAUGUACGGGGGACACAUCACUGAUGACUGGGAUCGCAGACUAUGCCGGACCUACCUAGGUGAAUACAUCCGCAUGGAGAUGCUGGAGGGGGAAAUGCUUCUGGCACCAGGAUUCCUUAUACCACCCAAUGCUGAUUACAAGGGAUAUCACGAAUAUAUUGAUGAAAACCUCCCACCCGAGAGUCCCUACCUUUACGGGCUUCACCCAAAUGCAGAGAUUGGCUUCCUCACUGUCACCUCAGAGAAACUGUUCCGUACGGUGCUGGAAAUGCAACCCAAGGAGUCAGAUGCUGGAGGAGGAACUGGUGUGUCCCGAGAGGAAAAGGUGAAAGCUGUGCUAGAUGAGAUCCUGGACCGGCUUCCAGAGCUCUUCAAUAUGACAGAAAUCAUGGCAAAGGCAGCAGAGAAAACCCCGUAUGUGGUGGUUGCCAUCCAGGAAUGUGAACGAAUGAACAUCCUUACCAGCGAAAUCCGACGUUCUCUGAAAGAAUUGAACUUGGGCUUAAAGGGAGAGUUGACAAUCACAACAGACAUGGAAGACCUAUCCAAUUCUCUUUAUUACGAUAAUGUGCCUGACUCCUGGACAAACCGUGCCUAUCCAUCUUUGCUCAGUUUAGCAGCGUGGUAUGCUGAUCUACUCCUCAGAAUCAGGGAACUGGAGGCCUGGACAACAGAUUUUGCCCUGCCCACAACUGUGUGGCUAGCAGGUUUCUUUAACCCUCAGUCUUUCCUCACAGCCAUUAUGCAGUCCAUGGCUAGAAAAAAUGAGUGGCCUCUUGACAGAAUGUGCCUUUCAGUGGAAGUUACCAAGAAGAACCGGGAAGAUAUGACAGCACCACCUCGAGAGGGCUCCUACGUGCACGGACUCUUCAUGGAAGGUGCACGCUGGGAUGUUCAGACCGGUGUCAUCAGCGAUGCACGCCUGAAGGAGUUGACGCCUGCGAUGCCAGUCAUCUUCAUCAAGGCCAUCCCUGUGGAUCGCAUGGAUACCAAGAACAUGUAUGAGUGUCCUGUGUAUAAGACACGUAUGCGGGGGCCCACCUACGUCUGGACAUUCAACCUGAAGACAAAAGAGAAGCCAGCUAAGUGGAUUCUUGCAGGGGUUGCUUUGCUCUUGCAAGUUUAAAGCCUGAGCUGACAACCAAGCCCUGCCCACUCCAUCAUGUCACCACUACCCCC